AUGGGUGCAGCGGUGGCUCGCGUAUUGCAUGAGGUGGCCGCACGUCUGCCACGCCUGCCGCCCGCCCGGCAUGGUACUCUACUGGCCGUCGCACUCGGCGCUGGCUACGUGCUCCUGCGCCAGCGCCUCGUACCCAAGUGGGCCACGCAGAAGUGGUUCCUGCUCUCCACCACCGCGCUGAUGAUUCCGUCCUGUGCGCUUGCCUACCUACUUGAUCCACUCCGCUACCUCGGGGUGCCGCGGCUGUGUGUGCAAAACGUCUGCGUCUUUAUCCUUAGCCACUCCUUCAAGGCCAUCUGGUGGCUUAACCCGCAGAUCCGCAUGCACGUGAAAUUUGACGCCAAUGGAGAUAAAAAGCCGGCGUGCUGGGACGACAUCUCCCGCACUGGGGUUGCCUUCAUGCUGAACCACACCUCCUUCUGGGACCCCUUCCAAAUGAUUGGCAUUACGCCCACAGCGCACCUCAUGCAGACCCGCACACUGAUGAAGUCGUCGCUGCGCAAAAUCCCGAUCUUCGGUGGCAUCUUCGACCGUGUCGGGCACUUUCCAGUGCACUUCAAGUCGGACUCGGCCUGUAGCUUUGAGGUGGACAAGGAGCGGCAAGCGCAGGUGCAGCAGGCGAUCGACGCCCACCUGCGCCUCGGCGGCAGCCUCGCAAUGUUCCCUGAAGGCGCCAUCAACAAACACCCGCAGGUGCUGCUGACGUUCCGCUACGGCACCUUCGCCACCAUCAUCAAGCAUCGCAUGGAAGUCUACUACAUGGUCUCUGUUGGCAGCGAGAAGACGUGGCCGUUGGGGAUGCUUUAUGGUGGGCUACCGGCAGACAUCUACAUCCGCAUUGGUGCCUACCCGAUCGACUACGACAGAGACUCCAGCAAAAGCCUCGCGGUGGGGCUGCAGAAGCGCAUGCAGGAGGUGCGGGACGAGAUCGCAGCGGAGGUGGCCGCCGCGGAGGAGGCGGAGCGGCGGCGCAGGGGUCUGGUGUCGGAGGCGAAGGAGACGAUCAUACGGAGCGUUAAGCCGCUCCGCGCUCCUCGUGAAGCCCAUGCGGCAACCUUGACGGCAUAA
Molecule: messenger RNA, 1068 nt
Organism: Leishmania braziliensis MHOM/BR/75/M2904
Lineage: Eukaryota; Euglenozoa; Kinetoplastea; Trypanosomatida; Trypanosomatidae
Product: acyltransferase-like protein, copy 2
Exons: 1
Coding region: 1-1068 (355 amino acids)
Biological process (GO): phosphatidic acid biosynthetic process
Cellular component (GO): endoplasmic reticulum
Molecular function (GO): 1-acylglycerol-3-phosphate O-acyltransferase activity
Source: RefSeq, a predicted model, not a curated record